Molecule: messenger RNA, 768 nt
Organism: Adineta ricciae
Lineage: Eukaryota; Metazoa; Rotifera; Eurotatoria; Adinetida; Adinetidae
Source: the annotation of a GenBank genome assembly
AUGUCGCAAACAAGCUCAUCAUCUUUCUUUAAUAACUUCAGUGAAUUUCGAGGCAACGGCAAAUCGAAAAACUUCGAUUUUCGAACGCUUUUCGAUUUCUCAACCCUUCAACCUCAAGUUCGAAAUCAUUUGAAAAAUGUUUACGCCUGCUUAAUGGGCACAACAUUAUGUGCCACAUUAGGUGUACUUAUCUCCAUGACUGGUUGGUUCAAUUAUCCUCUUUUAGCAGUCUUUGGGUCAAUAAUCACAGGUGCUUGGCUCUCCUCACUUGAUUUGAACGCUCGUACUCAAAACAAAUGUUUCGCAUUAAUGGCUGCUACUGGUCUAUUCACUGGCAUGUAUAUCAGCCCAUUGAUCAAUGUGGCCAUUCAAGUUGACCCACAAAUUCCUAUGACAGCACUUUUAAUUACAACAUUCGUUUUCGUCUGCUUUACACUCAGUGCGUUAUUAACACAAAAACGUACUUAUUUAUAUCUCGGAGGUUUACUUGGCACUGGAGCGUCCGUUAUGUUACUGUUGAGUUUCAUGAAUAUCUUCGCUCGUUCACAAUUACUUUUCAAUGCUAAUCUUUAUCUCGGUUUGGUUAUGGCAUGUGGAUACAUUUUGUAUGACACACAAUUAAUUGUCGUACGAGCCAACACUGGGGAUAUGAAUUAUGUCAAACAUGCUCUUCUCCUAUUUGUUGAUUUAAUCGAUUUAUUCGUUCGAAUUUUAGUUAUUUUACUCAAAAAUGCAAAGAGCAACGAAAAGAAGAACAAAAAUCGUUAA